CGUUUCCUUUACGCAAGCUGUGUAGUAAACUGUAUGAAGCAUAUAGCUAGCUAAACAGGCACCAAAGAAACUGAUCAGUGUGGUUUACGAAAGGGGUCUUCUCUGAGGUUUCAUCCAAGGUUUGGUUUACGAGCAGUUUGCCAGGGGCUUGGGACUGACACGGAAGAAGAGAUGUUUGUAUUUCAAUACGAAAGAAGAUUCAAACGGAAUUACCGACAACACCGGUUCCUCUUUGUUAUUUAGCUAACAUUAACUAGCACGCAGCUAACAAACGUAGCUAGUUGGAAUACUUCGUAGCUGCUGCUAACAAGCUAACUUCACCGAUGGAGUUCCUUUCUGUCUUUUUGAGUAUACGCUUGAUUAAAGACUGGGAUAGCACACUAGUGGAUAACAUAAGUGGAGCUUCGAGUGUGAUUCAAAGUAUAUGGACAUAGCUAGCUAGCUACCAAGCUUAAAGCUAGCUACACGUCUACACAGCUGUCAGUAGUGGCAAAUGCCUGCCCUGGGUCAACAAUCACCCACUACCUGGCACUGCAUUGGUGGAUUGUUAGGCUAACUAAAUAAUGAUCCUGAUUGGCCAAGGAUAAUCGGCUUUGUCAUUGUUUACAUCACAACUAACCUGAUUUAGUUUUAAUCUGUUAGCCAGUCUGGCUGUAUAAGUUUGUGACAAGUUGUUGUCAUUUACCUAUUCAGACAACUAAUCCAGUUAACUGUAGUGUGGCGAGAUAGUUGUCAACUCCGAACUCUUGAUGCGUUCUGGAGGGCAUUGCACGUAGUUUUCAGAGGAAGAACUCAGUUGUACGAUGUGAUCUUUCCGGAGUGUAACUGAGAGCACAGGAACACCCUCUUGUGACCUGUCAAAGAUCAAAUGGAAGCAAAGCUGUUUUGCUGGCCAGAAAGUUCUCCUGUCAUUGCCGGGAUGCUGAGAGCCCUACUACUCACAAGCCUUCUUAGUUGGGCCGAUGGCCAUGAAGGUCAGGUCAUGUUACCAGAAGAAAAGACCAAAAUCAGGGACCAGAUCGUUGAGAUGUUCGAUCAUGCCUAUGGCAGCUAUAUGAAAUAUGCGUACCCAGCGGAUGAGCUGAUGCCCCUGAGCUGCAAGGGGAGGGUGCGAGGCCUGGAGCCGAAUAGGGGUGACAUUGAUGAUUCUCUGGGAAAGUUCUCCCUCACACUGAUCGACACCUUAGAUACUCUAGUGGUUUUAAACAAGUUGGAAGAGUUUGAAGCUGCCGUGCGGAGGACUGUGAGGGAUGUCAGGCUGGACAAUGAUGUGGUGGUGUCUGUGUUUGAGACCAACAUCCGAGUCCUGGGUGGCCUGCUGGGGGCGCAUGUGAUGGCGGAUAUGCUCCGUCAGCAGGGGGAGUGGAUGCAGUGGUACACCGAUGAGCUGCUCCACAUGGCCAAGGAGCUCGGCCACAGACUGCUGCCUGCCUUCAACACCACCAGUGGCCUUCCUUACCCCAGGGUAAAUCUGAGGUACGGGGUCCUUAACCCUCUGUCACGGACUGGCACUGAGUCAGACACCUGUACCGCCUGUGCCGGGACCAUGAUUCUGGAGUUUGCUGCUCUCAGUCGGUUGUCCGGGGAAUCUGUGUUUGAGGAGCAUGCUAGGAAAGCACUAGACGUUCUGUGGGAGAAGAGACAGAGGGGAAGCGACCUUGUGGGCACUGUCAUCAAUAUCCACAAUGGAGACUGGGUCCGGAGAGAUAGUGGCGUGGGUGCUGGCAUUGACUCAUACUAUGAGUACCUGAUGAAGGCUUACAUCCUCCUGGGAGACAACGUUUAUCUGGAGAGGUUCAACACUCACUACAGUGCCAUUAUGAAGUACAUCAGCCAGCCUCCGCUGUUGCUCAAUGUCCACAUGCACAACCCCACGGUUAGCGUCCGCAGCUGGAUGGACUCGCUACUCGCCUUCUUCCCUGGCCUGCAGGUUCUGAGAGGGGACCUUAAACCAGCCAUAGAGACCCAUGAGAUGCUUUACCAAGUCACCAAGCAGCAUAAGUUUCUCCCGGAGGCUUUCACCACAGAGUUCAGAGUUCACUGGGGUCAACACCCUCUCAGGCCCGAGUUUGCAGAAAGCACAUACUACCUCUACAAGGCCACCGGUGACCCCUACUACCUCAGGGUGGGCCAGUCCAUCGUGGAGAAGCUCAACGCCCAUGCCAGGGUGCCUUGUGGCUUUGCAGCCGUGCAGGAUGUCCGCACAGGGACCCACGAAGACAGGAUGGACUCGUUCUUCCUAGCCGAGAUGUUUAAGUACCUGUAUCUUCUGUUCUCUGAGAGGAACCAGCUUCAUUUUGACAUCGAUGACUACAUCUUCACCACUGAGGCCCAUCUGUUGCCUGUCUCCCUGUCCACAUCACAGCCCCGCUGUCAAAGCAACGACACGGAAGUGCAUACUGUCGUGGAGGAAGACCAGUUCACUUACUCAUGCCCCAGCACCCAGACCCUGUUCCCCAACAACCCCUCCUUUGCCAAGACCAUCAGGGACAGCUACAAGUACCUGACUGGGGUGGGCCGGGCCUUCCAUGCUUCGCCUGUCAGGGGUAUUAAGCUGCCACUUCACGACCACAGUAUGGAGCCGGUGGAGUUUCUGAGGAGUAUGGGCAUCUCCCUCACCCCCCUGAACGAGGCAGCCCUCGGGUCCUCGGGAGCCCGCGGGGAGGCAAAUAAAGGUGUUUACAUGGUGAAACUGGUGGCAGAGGUGACCCAGAACUCUGCCGAGGAAGAGGUGGUGCCCCUCAUCGUUCAGCUGAUAUCCCCCCCGUUUCUCGGUAGAACGGUCCUGACUGCAGGACCAGCCAAGUUUGGAAUGGACCUUACCAAGCAGGAGCACGGGGUGAAGGGCAGCAUUGUGAAGAGCUCUCCCUACACAGCAUGUGGACACAUAGAGAAUGCUGAGGAGCUGGGGGGACACAUUGCCCUGGCCCUGAGGGGAGACUGCAUGUUCGCUGCCAAGGCCCGCAGGCUGCAGGAGGCUGGGGCUAUCGGAGUCAUCUUCAUAGACAACCGAGAAGGGAGUAACAGUGCAGAGACGCCCCUGUUCCAGAUGGUUGGGGACGGAGGCUCCACGGCCGACAUCGCCAUCCCCCUGGUUUUCCUGUUCAGCCAGGAGGGGGCGCUGCUCACCUCUGCGCUGGAGGAUCACCAAAACGUGGAUGUGCUGAUGCUGCCCAAUGAAAAACGGCUAGGCAAGAUGGCAGACAAAGCAGAGACACCCCUGGGGACGAUGAACAUUAAGUUCCGUCUAGCGGAGGAGGGGGAACUGGAGGAAGAGGAGGGCAUAGGCCCAACCCUGCAGUUUGUCCUGAAGAAGGAUGAGUUGAUGUUGGAGGAAGAGGAGUGCCGACAGAAGGCAGACAACUGCCUAACCCCGGAUGGCCGUCAUGCACCCCACUCCGACAGCCCCCGUGACCCCUGUCCAGACCCCUGAAACUCCUCAACCCCUGCCACCGAUCACAGGGCCGGGGCUCCCCAGCACUCAUCCCUGUUCAGUGUCUAGAGGCAUGAUGCUGAGCCAGAGGUCCCACACUGCCCUGCCGCCCCCUCUACACACAGCUGACUGGACAGGAGCUUUAAUAGUUUAACUGCCACUCCACUUGUAAAGCCUGAGGAUCGGCUCAUAGUUAAUGGAUAUUGGGACUGCAGUAUGUGUUCGUGUACUGGAAGGGAUGGGCACAGGGCAUGGAAGUCUAUCUGUGGUGUUGUGGUGAUUUAGUCUGAGGAUUGUAGGAGAAAAUGAAUGUGCACAUUUAGGGGGAAUGGUUAAAGUAAUUUGAGGCGAUGUACAGGGCCUUGUUUGUUUUUGUACUGUGGGCUACCAUGUGUUGAGCUGCUGCAAUAAUAACAUUAUCUGGUCAACUCAGUGAUGUUAGUUCAUUUUCACCAGAGUGGCUAGUAGUGCUGUUUGAAGAGGAAUAGGAGAGGAAUUGGCUCUGUUGACCAAAGGCAGGUGUUACCACUCACAAGUACCUUAAACUAUAAUGCUCUCAGACAAAGGACAAGGGGCCAGUUUGGGUAAUCCAAUGAGUUCAGUGUUAUUUCUAUAGUACUGGUAAAUCAGGGAAAUGUAAGAGUGUAACAGACUUGAAUGCUUCCGUUUGUAUAUGUGUAGGUGUGAUUGUUGGUACAUACCAUAUCAAGACCUAGUAUUGACCUUAGUCAUGCAAAUUAAAUUUUUUAAUUGUCA
Esox lucius (northern pike) is the source of this 4189-nucleotide messenger RNA. Its product is annotated as ER degradation-enhancing alpha-mannosidase-like protein 3. The record is from RefSeq and is a predicted model, not a curated record. Gene Ontology annotation, molecular function: calcium ion binding; mannosyl-oligosaccharide 1,2-alpha-mannosidase activity. Lineage: Eukaryota; Metazoa; Chordata; Actinopteri; Esociformes; Esocidae. Gene Ontology annotation, biological process: endoplasmic reticulum mannose trimming; mannose trimming involved in glycoprotein ERAD pathway; carbohydrate metabolic process. Gene Ontology annotation, cellular component: endoplasmic reticulum; membrane. The transcript is spliced from 20 exons. The coding region runs from base 869 to 3433 and encodes 854 amino acids.